Molecule: messenger RNA, 2226 nt
Organism: Clarias gariepinus (North African catfish)
Lineage: Eukaryota; Metazoa; Chordata; Actinopteri; Siluriformes; Clariidae
Gene: kcna2b
Product: potassium voltage-gated channel, shaker-related subfamily, member 2b
Exons: 2
Coding region: 281-1768 (495 amino acids)
Biological process (GO): potassium ion transmembrane transport; protein homooligomerization
Cellular component (GO): axon terminus; voltage-gated potassium channel complex; juxtaparanode region of axon
Molecular function (GO): delayed rectifier potassium channel activity; protein binding
Source: RefSeq, a predicted model, not a curated record
UGUUUGAUCAUCUGUAAAUGAUGGAUACAUAAAAAGGUUGAUGACAGCGUCCCGUUUGCUCAGCGUCCUCGUCUGGGUGGAGGAUCAGGAUCACUGCAGCACUGGGAAGCGCCGAGCCACACUGACAGACGCAUGUGGAAGCGCGACUCAGAAGAACCCGGGAUACAAAUGAUCCCGCUGCGUGUUUUUCGGGGUCGGAGGUAAUCCUGGAUCCUCACCUGCCGUGUGAGAAGGUAGUGUCUACUCUUCCCUUAACCGUCCCUCACCCACUCUUCACACCAUGACCGUGGCUACAAGUGACCAUAUAGAUGAAGCUGCGGCUCAUCCGGGUCAACCUCAGGACACGUAUGAUCCGGAACCAGACCAUGAGUGCUGUGAGCGAGUGGUCAUUAACAUCUCAGGACUACGAUUUGAGACACAGCUUAAGACGCUCUCUCAGUUCCCAGAUACUUUACUCGGGGACCCUAAAAAGAGAAUGCGCUACUUUGAUCCUCUAAGAAACGAGUACUUCUUUGACCGGAACCGACCCAGUUUCGAUGCCAUUCUGUACUAUUAUCAAUCCGGAGGACGCCUACGGCGGCCAGUCAACGUCACUUUGGAUAUUUUCUCCGAGGAGAUCCGCUUUUACGAACUCGGUGAGGAAGCCAUUGAGAUUUUCAGGGAGGAUGAGGGAUUUAUUAAAGAGGAAGAGAAACAACUGCCAGAAAACGAGUUUCAAAGGCAGGUGUGGUUGUUGUUUGAGUAUCCAGAAAGUUCCGGUCCAGCCCGGAUUAUCGCCAUCAUUUCUGUCAUGGUCAUUUUAAUUUCAAUCGUCAGUUUCUGCCUAGAGACGCUACCUAUUUUCCGCAAUGAGGACAUGCAGAUGCACAAAACCUACAACAGCGACUCCAACUCCACAACAACCUAUACAUCCAACUACUUCACCGACCCCUUUUUUAUCCUGGAGACACUCUGCAUCAUUUGGUUCUCCUUUGAAUUCCUUGUCCGUUUCUUUGCCUGCCCAAGUAAGGCAGGCUUCUUUGUAAACAUCAUGAACAUCAUUGACAUUGUCGCAAUCAUCCCGUAUUUCAUCACACUUGGGACUGAAUUGGCUGAAAGUCCAGAAGAAGGUCAACAGGGUCAACAAGCGAUGAGUUUAGCAAUUCUCAGAGUGAUCCGAUUGGUGCGAGUCUUCAGGAUCUUCAAGCUCUCACGCCACUCGAAAGGUCUUCAGAUUCUGGGUCAGACUCUCAAGGCGAGCAUGCGAGAACUGGGGCUUCUUAUCUUCUUCCUCUUCAUUGGAGUCAUCCUCUUCUCCAGUGCAGUGUACUUUGCAGAAGCGGACGAAGCAGAUUCGCAGUUUAUCAGCAUUCCAGAUGCUUUUUGGUGGGCAGUAGUAUCUAUGACCACUGUAGGAUAUGGAGAUAUGGUUCCAAUUACGAUCGGUGGUAAAAUAGUAGGUUCUUUGUGUGCUAUCGCCGGUGUCUUGACCAUCGCUCUUCCAGUACCUGUCAUCGUGUCCAACUUUAACUACUUCUACCACAGAGAAACAGAGGGAGAGGAGCAGGCACAAUACCUCAACGUGACCAGCGUCCCUAAGAUUGACUCGGCGGAGGAUCUGAAAAAGAGCCGAAGUGUCUCCAGCUUGAGCAAAUCCGACUACAUGGAGAUCCAGGAGGCUGUGAACAACAGCAAUGAGGAUUUCCAUGUGGAGAACCUCAAAACCGGCAACUGCACGCUUGCUAACACCAACUAUGUCAACAUCACCAAGAUGCUCACCGAUGUAUAGCUGGAUAUUUCUUCCUAUCGGGAUGGAUUGAAAAGCUUUUUGGGAAUGGAUAAGCUACGCGUAUCCUUGUUUCUAUGGCUUUAGGAUGCUGAAGGUCAGAGAAGUUGCAGCUGAAGUGAUGGAUAAUUAACAGAUCUUUUGGAGGAUGUUAAAAAAUUCCAGUUGUUCUGGAUUUAGGAUGAAUCUAAGCGCGCCCACCACACUCCUCACCAUAACCUUAACUAUUCACCAACUGCAGCAGGAAUAUCUAUCACUUAUUUAUAGUCGGGAGACCAUUCUAUCAUCUCUGCUUGUAGCCAAAAUCGUAGCCACUAGAAACGCUAGUAAUGGUAGCACAAGGGACCAUUGUAAACUGCCAACUCAAAGAGGACUUUCCUCUUCACUGAUAAACAAAGAGCUAUAACAAAGAAAAAAAAAAGUGGAUAACACACUAAAAGCAUACUGCCAGCCACUGCAGC